Messenger RNA from Ceratotherium simum simum (southern white rhinoceros), 1323 nucleotides. It is a transcript of the gene EMC9, whose product is annotated as ER membrane protein complex subunit 9. The record is from RefSeq and is a predicted model, not a curated record. Lineage: Eukaryota; Metazoa; Chordata; Mammalia; Perissodactyla; Rhinocerotidae. Gene Ontology annotation, cellular component: EMC complex.
CAGCGUCCGUCUAGAGUACAAAUCCACUCAUUCCAUAGUAGUAGCGAGGCAGUCCGCUGCGUGCCCACGCUCCAAGAGCCACCGCUCCGGGACACCCGACGGGGGCCCCCCUCCACCCGCUGGCUCUGCGCGGUGGGGGCGGGCGGCACAGGGAAUAGAAAAAGCCGUCCUGCAAUCCGCAGCCGAAGUCGGGCCGCCUAGCCAAUCGGAGUGCGGGCAGUUCUCUUUAGUUUACAGUUGUAGGUUCUUUCCAGUGCGCUGGGGCCAGGUCUGCAUGCGGCCGGUGAUUGGACAAAAUGAGAACCUCUAAGCCUAUCAAAGAUCACCACGUGGGCGGGACUCCAGAAGCCGGUCUGGCUUGGAGCGGCGGGCUCUGGGUCCCCCAGACCGGCGCGGAUCUGCGGCCGCCUGCUGGGGGCGGGCGGAGGCGGAGCUCGGCGCCGCAGCAUGCAAUCGGGACCGCCUGCGUGCCGGGCCAGGUGGAGGCCGGGCGCCGGGGCCGAGGUCGCCCGGAGCCGGCCGGCUGCCUUCGAGCCGAGUCAGCGUCAUCGCCGAACCUAAGUGAGGGGGCGCGGGGAAGGCCACGGAGGGCGCCGGGGCGCUGGAGGGAGCUUCGCGGACGCGAGCUGGGGCCCCGCUCGCCAUGGGGGAGGUGGAGAUCUCGGCCCGGGCCUACGUGAAGAUGUGCCUGCACGCCGCCCGGUACCCGCACGCCGCGGUCAACGGGCUGUUGCUGGCGCCGGUGCCGCGGUCGGAAGACUGCCUGUGCCUCACCGACUGUGUGCCCCUGUUCCACAGCCACCUGGCCCUGUCCGUCAUGCUGGAGGUCGCCCUCAACCAGGUGGAUGUGUGGGGUGCGCAGGCCGGGCUGGUAGUGGCUGGGUACUACCAUGCCAAUGCAGCUCUGGACGACCAGAGCCCUGGGCCCCUGGCCUUGAAAAUCGCCGGGCGGAUUGCAGAAUUCUUCCCUGAUGCUGUACUCAUUAUGUUGGAUAAUCAGAAACUGGUGCCUCAGCCUCAUGUGCCCCCAGUCAUCGUCCUGGAGAACCACGGUCUCCGCUGGGUCCCCAAGGACAAGAACUUAGUGAUGUGGAGGGACUGGGAAGAGUCACGGCAGAUGGUGGGAACACUCCUGGAUGGCCGGGCCUACCAGCACCUUGUGGACUUUGACUGCCACCUUGACGACAUCCGGCAGGACUGGACCAACCAGCAGCUCAACACCCAAAUCACCCAGUGGGUUGGUCCCACCAAUGGAAAUACCUGAACCAGGGCCGGGGCGUGGGAGGGUCAGGAUCCAAUAAAGAGACUUGGGCUGAUGGGCAA